Malurus melanocephalus (red-backed fairy wren) is the source of this 1076-nucleotide messenger RNA. It is a transcript of the gene SCHIP1, whose product is annotated as schwannomin interacting protein 1. Gene Ontology annotation, biological process: positive regulation of hippo signaling. Gene Ontology annotation, cellular component: plasma membrane; cell junction. NCBI's taxonomy places the organism in Eukaryota, Metazoa, Chordata, Aves, Passeriformes, Maluridae. The coding region runs from base 252 to 1076 and encodes 274 amino acids. The transcript is spliced from 8 exons. The record is from RefSeq and is a predicted model, not a curated record.
GCGGCUGCAGAAGGACGCGGCUUCCCAGGCUCGCCAGCUCCGCUCCCCGGGGCUCCCUGACUUUAUUUGGGAAAACCAAGGUGCUCCGGGAGCAGGGAGGCGCUGGAAAAGCGUCCCGGCCCGGGAAUUGCGGGGAAAAAGCGUCCCUGGUCCGUCCCAUGGUGCCGGCAGGGCAGCCCGGGCAGGACUGAGAUGUCCCCGCGGCAUCGGGAGCGAUCGAGCGGCCACGGGAGGMGCCGGGAGCCGGGGAGAUGAACCGGGAGGGGGAUGAUGGAAUGGGUGACAUCAUCGGGAAAGCGGCCCCGCCGCCCGCGGACGGCAGCUAUAAAAAGGCCCAGAAGAAUGAGCGCGAGUCCAUCCGGCAGAAGUUGGCCCUGGGCAGUUUCUUCGACGAUGGCCCCGGGCUCUACACGAGCUGCAGCAAGAGCGGCAAGCCCAGCCUAUCCUCACGGUUACAGAGCGGGAUGAACCUGCAGAUCUGCUUUGUCAAYGACAGUGGCAGUGACAAGGACAGCGACGGCGAUGACAGCAAGACAGAGACCAGCCUGGACACACCYCUGUCACCCAUGAGCAAGCAGAGCUCGUCCUACUCGGACCGGGACACGACGGAGGAGGAGUCGGAGGCGCUGGAGGACAUGGAUUUCCUGAGCAGGCAGAAGAARCUCCAGGCUGAGGCCAAGAUGGCCCUGGCCAUGGCCAAACCCAUGGCCAAAAUGCAGGUGGAGGUGGAGAAACAGAACAGGAAAAAAUCGCCCGUGGCGGAUCUGCUGCCCCACCUGCCCCACAUCAGUGAGUGCCUGAUGAAGAGGAGCCUGAAGCCCGCRGACCUGCGGGACAUGACCUUCGGGCAGCUCCAGGUCAUUGUCAACGACCUCCACUCGCAGAUUGAGAGUCUGAACGAGGAGCUGGUGCAGCUGCUGCUGAUCCGGGACGAGCUGCACACGGAGCAGGACGCGAUGCUGGUGGACAUCGAGGACCUCACCAGACACGCCGAGAGUUUACAAAGUGCUCAGAGAGCUUCUGUAACAGCUUUUGUACCUGUGGAACAAACUUUCAUCCCUUCAAAUGAACAGUAA